GAGACAGGCGAGGGGGGGUAGACCUGGGGGAGAUGACUGACUGACAGGACAGGGAAGGGGAGCUUCUGUGGACACACUCCCCACACUGCAGGGGGAGAUAUAAAAGGAGUUGUGGUCAGGGAGAGGAGAGGCCAGGCACUUCAACACUGCAGGAGUCGUGUGUUCACUUGCUGGGAUACUCAAGCUGAGAGACCCGACCCCAGAUGUGGCUAUCUCACAGAGAACAAACACAGCCACUUGGAAGAAAGAGGAUCGUUUUGGACAACAGGUGACUUGUCUGGAGAAGGGUUUUUUGUUUUGGUCACUUUGGAGGGGGGUAAAACAAAUUAAUUUGUUGUGUUUUCCGAUGUGUUUUUGAUGCAAUGUGAAGUCAUGGAGGGACAUGGUCCUGUUGUUUGUGUUCACGGUGGUCUGAGGAGAGAGUAAUAACUAAAGCCGAGGAAUUUUUAACACUGAGGGUUCUGGACUGUUGAUGUUUUGGCUGGUUCCAAGUUACUUUCAUUCUUGAAACAGCCUUUUCCUUUUUCUGUGAACUUUUUACACUUCUUUCCAUCAACUGCAACCAAGUUGGGGACUUAGCAAAAUGGCUGUUACGUUCAACUCUGAGAUUUUCAACGGCUCUAUCUCAGACACUACCAGCGGUUACCAUGACUACGGGGACAUGUACCUCGAUGACGAUCUGGAUGUGUUCAGUGUUACCCUGGCAGUUCUCUAUCUGGCCGUGUGUAUCUUAGGUCUGGCGGGAAACUGCUUGGUCAUCGUCGCCAUUUUAAAACUGGACAAGAUGGCGUCCGCCACCACGGUGUACAUCUUCAACCUGGCGCUAGCCGACGGCCUCUUCAUGGUGGGCCUGCCCUUCAUCGCCAUCCAGAACUUUCAGAACGGCUGGGCCUUCGGAGACCUGGCCUGUAAGCUGGUGAUGGUUCUGGACGGGAUCAACCAGUUCACCAGCGUCUUCUGUCUGACAGUGAUGAGCGUGGAUCGCUACAUGGCGCUGGUCAACCCGCUCCGCUUCGCCCGCUGGCGAACCCCGCGCUGCGCCAAGCUGGUCUCUGCCUUCCUGUGGCUGUUCUCCCUGAUUCCCGUCCUCCCCAUGGCCAUCCACUUCUCUGUCCACGACGGUCUGUGCACCAUGGAUCUCCAGCUGGCCUCGGACUCCUGGUGGCUGACCUUCAUCUGCUACACCUUCGUCUUUGGCUUCGCCCUGCCCUUCACUGUCAUGACCGUCUCCUACACCGCCCUGGUGGUCACUCUGAGGACCCAGCGCCGCCAUGACGCCGCCCCAGGCCACGAGAGCCACCGGCUGGAGAGGCAGGUCACCAAGAUGGUGGUGGCGGUGGUGGUGGCGUUUGGCGUCUGCUGGCUGCCAUUCUACGCCUUCAACUUCUGCUCGCUGUACCAGAACGACCUGGUGCUCACCUUCGCCCGGGGAUUCGAGUUUGUGGUGCUGCUGUCGUACUCCUGGAGCUGCGCCAACCCCAUAAUCUACGCCUGUCUCUCCGACACAUUCGGCCGACACUUCAGCACUCUUCUGUGCCCCUCCAAGACAUCUCCCAGCGUGCACUGCGACGGCGAGACCGAGCGCUAUGACCUUCACGACAGCGCGGGUGGGCGCGACGCGAGCGUGAUGGCUUAGAGAAGUAAGGGAGUGAAAGGUCAAGCAGACCCCGCGUGCGUCUCCAUGUUUCCCUGUCACGACACGCCGGGUUCCAUCAAGAUGCAUGGACACGUCUCUCUUACUAACGACUUCACACCUUUCCAAUCCUUCAACCCGCCCAUUAAUGAGUCUGGAUUCUUGCCUGGCUCAGCUCCCAGGAACAGGACCUGACUAGUCCUAGUGUCCACCGAAGGGAGGAGUGUUUAAGUCAACCACAUUAGGAGUUUGUGCAGCUGCGAUACUCACAGCCGGUCAGUAAAUCUGAAAACAUCUUUUCUUUCUCCAAAUGUUUAUCAGAUUGUCUUUGCUUUGCAGUGGGCUUAUUUGAGGUGGAGUGCUUCUUUUUUUUUGUUUUACAACAUGCUUGUCCUGAUCCCAGCCUGCCCUGGUGUUCAGAUUAGUUGCCCCUGCUUCUGAUGAUGUGCUUAUUAAGACUGGAAAGACUACCGCGGCUCUUAAACUCCUGUGUUGUCUUCACGCGCCAGAACUAAUGAGACGACAUGUAAAAGAGGAACGGAGGCGAGGGGAGACAGGUAGCCAAUCAGAGGCGACCGGCCGUCUGCAGCCCUCUCCGCCUCUGCACGCAGGCAUUACAAAGACCCCCUGGCCCAAACCACAAAGCACCCAGUUGACUCAGUGACGGUUAGUUUGAUCUGUCUCCCUCACCCCACUGCCUGAGCAUGUCAGGGGAGAUUGAGUGAGAUUGUGUGUGUGUGUGGAAGAGUGGGGGUUUGGAGGUGGGGGUUCAGUGUGUGUGUGUGUAUG
Molecule: messenger RNA, 2422 nt
Organism: Hypomesus transpacificus
Lineage: Eukaryota; Metazoa; Chordata; Actinopteri; Osmeriformes; Osmeridae
Product: somatostatin receptor type 5
Exons: 1
Coding region: 584-1636 (350 amino acids)
Biological process (GO): cellular response to glucocorticoid stimulus; neuropeptide signaling pathway; regulation of insulin secretion
Cellular component (GO): membrane; neuron projection
Molecular function (GO): neuropeptide binding; somatostatin receptor activity
Source: RefSeq, a predicted model, not a curated record